AUGGGAAAUGGAAAUUCGAGGAUAAAUUCAUCUCAAGAUCAAGGAGAAUCAAUAUCAAAUAAAGUCCGUGCUACGAUUAUUGGACGAUUUGAAGAUUUUAGAAAGAAUAGGAAUGUUGAAUCAACUCUCUCGAAGAAACAACUAUUGAAAAAUGGCGAAGAAGAGGAUGGUAGCAGCAGUGUUUCUAGGUCUACUUCUCACGAAACUAAUGAAGCCCAAGAAUGUAAGGUUUCGGUUUCGACAAAAGAGACAACAGUGGUGCCACUAACAACCAUAGAAAAUAUUUCUAGGAUUGUUCCCGUGGAAAACAUUGAAUGCGAAACGAUAGAGAAGGUUAACAUUAAGAAUGAGAUUGAUGUUAACAAACAUAAAGAGAUCAAAACAAAGGUGGAAAUAAUUGAAAGAAUAGUGGAAGAGGUAAAGAAAGAACAAGAACAAGAAGUGAGUGCAAAAAGUGAAGAGAAUGAUGAAAAUGAUUGUGAUGAUGAUGAUGAAACUGAUCUUGGACGAUUUCUAUGUCCCGGAUCACCGAGUUUCAGAAUUUAUUGUAUUGAAGCUGAUGACAGAAAAACACAAGAGAAAGAAGACAUAGAAGAAGACGAAGAAGACGACGAAGAAGAAGAAUUUAAAAGUCGUCCCGCCACCGCUGUGCUCCAAAAAUCGCGCAGUGACAACUGCCUAGGAAAAUCUUCGUUAAAGAACACUAGAAUCUCAAAUGAGGUAAGUCAGAUAGUUGAAAAUGUACCAAGUAGAAAGAGAAAAGGGCAUAUGAUGAGAAGAUUUGGGGCAGUAAGAACUCUUCUAAAGGUUAAGUCAUGCUACCACCCAAUUUGUACCUGUACAGGAAAUGACAAUAAAAGCAAUCUUAUUUCUGCAAAAGCAAGAAACUGA
Molecule: messenger RNA, 891 nt
Organism: Lathyrus sativus (Indian pea)
Lineage: Eukaryota; Viridiplantae; Streptophyta; Magnoliopsida; Fabales; Fabaceae
Source: the annotation of a GenBank genome assembly